CUUUUCUUUAUUACAAUCAAAGAACCUAAAUGUUCUAUAAAUUGAGCUCUUACUUACAUUCUAGAAAAUCACAGAACAUAUAUUUUUUUUAAUACACUUUACACUUGAUACAACAGAGUAAAGAAAAAUUUAAAUGGGCAUCACAAAGAAUUUAGUGACUUUUUUAUUCUUAAUAAUAUUGGCUGCUCUUGUGUCCAAUUACAAUGUAUUGGCUUCAGAGAUCAAACCUACAGGGAGAAUUCAUGAUCAAUGCAAGCAGAUGUGUUCGGCAACGUACGGGAAUGGUAAAUGUUCCGCGGACUGUAGGAAGGCUGGGUUCUCAUCCGGACAAUGUCUUACCUCUUCUCCUUUCGGAAAUAAAUGUUGUUGCACCAAGUGAUUGAAACCGAUCUCUAUGAGUUUUCUCUUGUUGCAUUUUAACAAAUCAUAAAUGCAAUAGAAUAAAAUAACAUAAUUUGAUAA
Molecule: messenger RNA, 462 nt
Organism: Arabidopsis lyrata subsp. lyrata
Lineage: Eukaryota; Viridiplantae; Streptophyta; Magnoliopsida; Brassicales; Brassicaceae
Product: defensin-like protein 43
Exons: 2
Coding region: 134-379 (81 amino acids)
Source: RefSeq, a predicted model, not a curated record